[Torrubiella] hemipterigena is the source of this 855-nucleotide messenger RNA. NCBI's taxonomy places the organism in Eukaryota, Fungi, Ascomycota, Sordariomycetes, Hypocreales, Clavicipitaceae. The record is from the annotation of a GenBank genome assembly.
AAAUUCUACUUAGUAAAGGCACUGUUGACCAGCACGUCUCAAUGCCACUGCAGGCUAUUAUAGACGGAAAAUACAUCAAAUCAAAUCAAAUCAAAAACUAAAAUCAAUCAACAGGAGCCUUCUACGGCCUGAAAGCUAUCUUAAAAGACAACUCCGACAACUUGCCGAUCACCAUCUGUAUAGACAAUCUUGCUGUUGUUCGAGGUAUUAGCGGCACCGCCCCUACCUCGUCUCAAGACUACUUCCUUAAAAUCCAGGCCUUGGGAGACAAAUAUCCGGGGCGUAUCACGGUCCGGUGGACACCCGGGCACAAGGAUAUACCUGGAAACGAAAAAGCGGACAAACUGGCAAAGGAGGGCGCAUCUCUCCCAGUCCGCAUGAUGGCCCCAUCCAUCUCGCAGACACACAGAGCAGUUCGGCAGCUCCCCCGCCAGUACUUUCUCGACUGGUGGAAUAGUAUAGAGAAAGCUACUUACCGGAGGCAAACACCAAAUAUCAAGGCUGACCUCUCAAAGCUGCCUGAGCUCGAGGUUCCUAGAAAACAACUCCGCUUCCUGCUGGCAGCACGCACCAACCAUGGCGACUUCGCUACGUACCACGAACGGUUUCACCAUCACAACACGAUACUUGAAUGUCCCUGUGGGCGAGAGAAGACCCCAACAUAUAUCUUCUACUGCCGCAAGAUCCCUCCCGCCCUUCGAGCUCGGCUGACACCCGAGCCCGAAAAGGCAAUCGCGAGGUAUCUUAGCGAACAGUACGAGGUGUUUCUUCGUAUCGCCGAGGUAUAUUUCAAUCGUAUCUGCCGCGCCUACUAGUCCUAUAGACAGCCUGCCCCCUUCGCGUCAUCGGAGGACG